Molecule: messenger RNA, 462 nt
Organism: Anopheles marshallii
Lineage: Eukaryota; Metazoa; Arthropoda; Insecta; Diptera; Culicidae
Product: NPC intracellular cholesterol transporter 2-like
Exons: 2
Coding region: 1-462 (153 amino acids)
Biological process (GO): intracellular cholesterol transport
Source: RefSeq, a predicted model, not a curated record
AUGAUUGGAGUGAGCAAAGUUUUGUUUAUUGCUGCCUACCUUCCGGCGCUAAUUUACGGCAUUGCGGUGAGACCUUGUCCGAACAAUGCGCCCAUACCGCAGGAUGUACGCGUCGUCGGAUGUGCGGCCGAACCGUGCAUCGUUCAAAUUGGCGGUGUAGUCGACAUGGAUCUGGACUUUGUGGCGGCCCGUGCUACUAACGGAAUGCGUGCCACUUUGGACAUCUUUCUCGGCGACUUCCGCGUACCGUACGAUCUGCCGGUAGCACAGCAGAAUGCUUGCAACUUUUUGGAAGCGGGCAGCUGUCCGGUAACGCAGGGAGAGUUUAUCAACUAUCAUCUCAGCACACCAGCGGCAGCACCGUUCGCUGGCAUUACUGUCGAUCUGCAGCUGCAGCUGUCCGAUGAUAAUGGUCAGCCGUUGAUCUGCUAUCGAUCUGCAGCUACAAUUGUUGCUGCUUAA